Molecule: messenger RNA, 1265 nt
Organism: Asparagus officinalis (garden asparagus)
Lineage: Eukaryota; Viridiplantae; Streptophyta; Magnoliopsida; Asparagales; Asparagaceae
Product: COMPASS-like H3K4 histone methylase component WDR5A
Exons: 3
Cellular component (GO): Set1C/COMPASS complex
Molecular function (GO): histone binding
Source: RefSeq, a predicted model, not a curated record
UCCUCCGUCAAGUUCUCCCCCAACGGCGCUCUCCUCGCCUCCUCCUCCGCCGACAAAACCCUCCACCUCUUCUCAGCCCCCACCCUCUCCUCCCUCUCCUCCCUCUCCGGCCACUCCGAGGGCGUCUCCGACCUCUCCUUCUCCUCCGACGCCCGCUACCUCUCCUCCGCCUCCGACGACAAAACCCUCAAGAUCUGGGACACCGAAACCUCGACCCCGAUCAAAACCCUAACCGGCCACACCAACUACGUCUUCUGCUGCUGCUUCAACCCGCAGUCGAACAUGAUCGCGUCGGGGAGUUUCGAUGAGACGGUUAGGGUUUGGGACGUGAAGUCGGGCAAGUGCUUGAGGAUCCUGCCGGCGCAUUCUGAUCCCGUGACCGCGGUGGAUUUCAAUAGGGACGGGAGUUUGAUUGUCUCCAGCAGCUUCGAUGGGCUGUGUAGGGUUUGGGAUACGGGGACGGGGCAUUGCGUGAAGACGUUGAUCGAUGAGGAGAGCCCGCCGGUUUCUUUUGUUAGGUUUUCUCCUAAUGGGAUGUAUGUUCUUGCUGCCACCCUCGACGGGACGCUGAGGCUCUGGAACUUCUCAACUGGGAAAUUUCUGAAGAUUUACAGGGGACAUGCCAACUCAAAGUACAGUAUCCCUGCUACAUUCUCGGUAACAAAUGGAAAGUACAUUGUCAGUGGCUCAGAAGACAACUAUGUUUAUCUGUGGGAUCUCCAAACCAGGAAGAUAGUUCAGAAACUUGAAGGCCAUACAGAUACUGUCAUCGGUGUAACUUGUCAUCCGAAAGAGAACAUGAUUGCGUCUUGUGCUCUCGAAAACGAUAAGACAGUGAAAGUGUGGGUGCAAAAGGAUGAGGAUCAAAUGGAGAACGAAUGAAACUUAAUCAGGGCUAUAUUCAUGUAGAAUGCAGGCCAGCAUUGAGUUGCCACCAAUGUAAACUCUGGUUUAAUGCUCAAUGACAUGGAUUCAUAUGAAGUUCUAAUUGACUGUUCCAACUGACAGAGGGAAAUUACAGCAGUUAACAGAGAAUCUUAUAUUUAUCUGUAGUUUCGCACUUGUGUGUGAUUACUCCGCUGCUAUCUUGUUGCAUGACUAAGUUUGUCUGCAUCGUCAAAUUUGAAUGUCACAAUUCUUUUCUUAUACCUGCAAGCGUAGUAUAUUGCUUCCGAGUCUUGUUUAGGUCUUCCCCAUGCUAGUAUCAGUAUAAGUUGGGGGAUUCCUUAAUUGAUGAAAUAGGCAUUGGGGCUGUUGUUGUUUAA